AUGACUGACGCAGGACGCAAGGAUCUCUCCUCCAAGAUCGGUGACAAAGCCCAGCCAGACUCCUCCAAGUCCACCCUCGACAAGGUCGGUGAGGGUCUCUCCGGCGCCGGCGACAAGGCCGCCCGUGACCUCGUCCCAGACAGCCAGAAGUCCACCACCCAGUCUCUCGGCGACAAGGCAUCCCGCAGCAAGGAUGACGCCAAGGACGAGUCCAUCCUCGACAAGGCCAAGAACGCCGUCGGCAUGAACAAAUAA
Messenger RNA from Fulvia fulva, 255 nucleotides. RefSeq names its product Heat shock protein hsp9. The transcript is spliced from 2 exons. Lineage: Eukaryota; Fungi; Ascomycota; Dothideomycetes; Mycosphaerellales; Mycosphaerellaceae. The record is from RefSeq and is a predicted model, not a curated record. Bases 1 to 255 code for a protein of 84 amino acids.